Paecilomyces variotii is the source of this 789-nucleotide messenger RNA. Its product is annotated as putative cell wall biogenesis protein. Gene Ontology annotation, cellular component: cytosol. NCBI's taxonomy places the organism in Eukaryota, Fungi, Ascomycota, Eurotiomycetes, Eurotiales, Thermoascaceae. The transcript is spliced from 4 exons. The record is from RefSeq and is a predicted model, not a curated record. The coding region runs from base 294 to 635 and encodes 113 amino acids.
CACUUCCAUCCAUCCUAGUCCCGCAGUAACUAAUCCAUGUAAAAAUCGUAAUCUCUACCCAUUCCCGUCAGAUCUGCAUAAUCCCAUAUUAUGUCUCUACGUCACAAUUACCAAGCUCUAUUGAGGGGUCAUUAUCUCAGACAACUCACCAAUGUUUUAUACAAGAGGCUCAUGGUAUAUUUAUUUAUUCGUAAACAAAAUAAAAACAGCCCGAAUCUCUGCUCCAGUCUUCGCGUGAUACUGGACUACACUCUACGUUCGAAAAAUCAAAUACUAAGGUAGAGAUAGAGAAAAUGGCAUUCAACGCCCCGGCCUUAGCGACCCCAGCGCGCUGCACGGCUGAUUUCUCGCUCAUUCCGAUAGGACACCAAACAACCUCCUUCUCCCAACAAAUUGCCGAUGUUCAACGACUCGUGCAGCAAACAGGGCUGAAGUUCAUGAUGCACUCGACAGGGACUACGGUCGAAGGACCCUGGGAUCAAGUCAUGCAGGUAAUUGGAUGGGCGCAUACUCUUAUUCAUCAACAGGGUAUAGCGAGAAUCCAGACUGAUAUCCGGAUUACCACCCGGACGGACAAAGUGCAGCCAAUGGAAGGGAACGUCGCGUCUGUGGAGAGGAUUCUGGCUGUCACGUAAAAGGUUCGCUCAUCUCUGUGGAUUCUGGAUUCGAGAAAGGAUGUGCUAGAGGGCGCUUAACUUGAACAACACGGAGCCUGUCUACUUUAUGCUGAACGUUGGCUAUUUGAAUAAUUGAGCCCAAAACCAAAUCAAAGAAAAACUAGUGCAGGAA